AUGUCAACGACAACUUGUGAAGGACGGUACCUCGACAUAGAGCAAAUUGUUAAAAAAUCUCAGUCAACGCCGCUUCGCGGGAUCGUUAGCUUCUUAGAUUAUUGUAGGUUGUUGAUAAUGUUAUCGUUGUUAGUGCUUAUGUGUUGUGCUUUAUGUGGCAGUGAGGAGGACUUAGGAUAUAGUCUUAGUAUUGGAAACGCUAUUGAUGUGUUUGCGAAUUAUGGUGACCUUUCCCAAGUCACGCAAGUAGUUUCAGCCGACUACGAAGAUGAGAAUUAUGAACCAGCAGAACCAUUUAGGGAGAAGAAUAUACGGGUGUUUGAAAACGUCAGUAGUAUCAUCACACCUGGCGAUACAAUGGUAAACAUGAACCUCCAUCUCUGUGAAACAUUCGACGAUCUUCUUCAAGUCUACUUCAAACACUUCCAAAUAGAAGGUACAGACGUUCCGUGGAAAGCAUUUUUAGGCGAUUGGAUUCCAGGUGAAAUUAUGCGAGCGUUCGGCAUAGAGUACGACCCGCGGUCUGAUAACUGCUGCUACGUUCUCGUCACAUUGUCUAAAAUUAAAAGUUCCGUACGAAUAAACACAGAAAGGACAAUUAAAGUGAAGGAUUAUGUGUUUCGGGCGAUUGAGCAACUCAACGCAACUGAUGCGACUGAUUUGAGACGGUUUAUGAAGAGUUAUGGCACGCAUUACAUCGACUCAUAUAUAACAGGAAAUUUUAUUUAUCAAGUUUUUAAAUAUAAACGAAAUGGUUACAACACACUUAAGAAUUUCAUAAGAUUACGAGAACGAAGAAGAUCGAAUUCGGAUCUAAGGUUCUACUUCUCAUCAAUUUUUCUCAGACAAGUUGGGGAUAUUAGGAUUGCAAGUGGCAACAAGACAGUAGAGAAGUGGGCCCGAAAGAACUUGAGAGACAGCCAAUAUUUAUUCUCCCGACCGAGUCUUCUGAGGCUUCAUUACAACCGUAAUUUAGCAUUUAAGCUCAACGAAAUGAUGGAUAACGGCGCGUUACUGAGUCUUAAUUUAAAAACACUCAAACCCCUAUUUAAAGAUACAUCUAUGGGUGAUAGAUUCGUUGAAAUAGUUGAAAAUGACUUGAAGUUAUGGGAAGUAAAUGCGUAAUAAAUAUGAGGAAUAGAAAAAAACACAAACGUAUUCCUUACCUGCAAGUAUAGGCGUAGUACAGCAGACUCUACGCACAUUUUAACUUCUAUGAACUAGAUCAUUAUUAAAGCUAAUAUCUUAUAAGGGUAAUUAAAAAAUUUAAGGUAUAUAACAUGAAAGUACAAAAUAAGAACCUACGAAUUAGCUAUGUUUUGCAGUUAAUGAUUAUAUAUACUUACAUAUACGUAUUUCCUAUGUUUAGCAUAAUUGUAGGUAUAUUUUACAAGGACGAUGAUGAUAAAAAACUACUUAUUAAUUUAUUUUUGUAUAAGCCAUGCUAAAAAAUAGCUAAUUAUAUCUAAACAUUCCUUAAAUAUAUUAAUCUAUAAUGUGAGAUAAUUUAACGAAUGACUAUGAGUACUGCUGUCAAUAUUGUAAAUAUGGCGUCUUAAUCUAGUUAUUUUAAAACUUACCAUUUUAGUUAUGUACUUAAUAUUUUAUACUUAUAUUUGGCUUGGCCAGCCUUACCAUUGUAUCAUAUAAGAUCUAUUUUGUAUGACCCUAUAUGUCGAAUUAUUGCAUUGGCCCUAUAAAACGUUAGCUCAGCUCUUAUUGACCCAGAGUCGAAGCGAAGCGAAGCCUCAUGUCUUUUAACUAUAACCGCGCCGCGCGCCAUUAUGAUAAGUCUAGAACCAGUUUUGUAUAUUCAUGUAUAGUGCUCUCUCAACAGUAAACAAUUAUACUAUUUUUCUUCUUCUGGAUGCCAAUGUGUUUUAGGGGUGAGAUUCAGAAUCGAAAUACGGAAACUUCUAGCUCAAACUCAAACCCGGUUCAUGUAUUGAGCCGUGACUUUAAAGGAUGUAGAAAAAUUAAUUAUUUCAAAAUAAAACCACAUACUCACAUCAA
Messenger RNA from Pieris rapae (cabbage white), 2013 nucleotides. RefSeq names its product torso-like protein. The record is from RefSeq and is a predicted model, not a curated record. The coding region runs from base 1 to 1125 and encodes 374 amino acids. The transcript has 7 exons. NCBI's taxonomy places the organism in Eukaryota, Metazoa, Arthropoda, Insecta, Lepidoptera, Pieridae.